This is a messenger RNA of Uloborus diversus, 432 nucleotides long. RefSeq lists its product as uncharacterized. Bases 34 to 432 code for a protein of 132 amino acids. The record is from RefSeq and is a predicted model, not a curated record. The transcript has 3 exons. Lineage: Eukaryota; Metazoa; Arthropoda; Arachnida; Araneae; Uloboridae.
CUUGAUGCCAAUCAAAGACGAAACAUUCGCGGCAUGGCUGCGCAGUUAAGAGCUGCUGCGAAUCAUUUCCAGUUUAGACGAAAUCAACCCAUCCUAGCUAUAGAACGGGGAAUCCUGCAGAACGAAGAUUUGAAUCAUGAAGAAAGAGCUGCAGUAGAUGCAAUGCAUACUGCACAAGACGAUGCAUCGGUAUUUACUAUUGCUGGUUUUAUAAAUAGAUGUCUAACGUCUAAAACGUUAAAAGCUGCCCUGCGUUAUUUAAGUUACAGUGCUUCUUCAAAAAACCAGGAAUUAGCAAUUGCUUGUGAAUUAGCAAGUAUUUUAUUGCCAAAAAUAUGUGCCGUUCCUUCAUGUCAUGCGCUUUUGAAUGUAAUUGAAGAAUUUAUUGAAGAUCGAUUAGGAGCAAACUGGUAUAUGAGUAUUCAAGUUUAA